UUGGAAUUAAAAAUAUUGAAGCAGACUUAAUAUACGUGCUUAGGAAAGAUAAAAAGACUCUGGCAUUUUUAUCAAAUAUUUAUUAAAAAAGUUGAUAUAAUAAUUCUUGUUACAUAGUAGUUAACUGUUAGUCCAUAGUAUGUUCUUAAAAGACUGCAACAGACAGUUUGAGAUCAUUAUAAUAAAUAAUUACAUGUAAUUUGCAUGCGUUAUAUUUAUUUAUUAUGGUAUUGCAAAGGUCGAUUUGUCCCAUUGUUUAGUAAUAUUAUAUCUGUUAGCUUUAGUUGUAGAGGAAGUAAUAACUCUUUGAGGAUUUUUCCUACAGUGCAAUAAUAAUUUAAUAGGAUGAGAUGUGUCGUUUUCCGCAUUUCAGGUUAUGUUUACCUUAUCUGCAAGUCUUAUUUGAUGAUAUGCGUCUAAUCUAUUCUUCAUUAUGUGUUGUGUAAUAAUCGAAAUAUCAUGUUUUGACAAUCGGUUUCCGCAUUAGUAUGGUUAUCGGCGUGUCAUAUGUGUGAUGCAAUUGUUGAGAAAAAUUUUGUUAAACAUGGAAAUAAAAAAAAGACCCGUCAAAUUGAAAUGUGCAAGUCAAGCGGAAAUUUUACGAUCAAACCAAAGGGACGAUGACUUUGUCAAACACUUGCGAGAAAAAGUUAUUGAUCUUCUACAAAUUGUGGGAAGGCACACAGGUACCUUGCCCUUUAUGCAAGCAGAUAUACCGUUUAAGUUGAUCUACUUUUUUUUUACAUCUGGAAUGGGAAAUCAAACAUUAGGCGAAGAGUAUACAGGAAUCGUACAAGCUGACUUAAAAGCUCAUAAAGUUCCAUCUCUACUUGCAAGAGUAAUAUCGGUCAUUUUAGAAUGCUUUGGAGAGAAAGCAUUAUUGAAGAUCUUGAAAAGACUGCAACUAUCAAUUAAUCAUCCUCAUAGUGAAUUAACUCCAGCAGCUUCUUCCUUUUUAAAUUCAUUUAUUACAAAAUUAUGUAAUAUGAUACCUAUCUUCAUAUUAAUUCACAAGGGACUUUUUUAUACGUCUGGUCGAUAUUAUAGUUUAGGGAAAAGAUUAACAGGAAUUGAUUAUGCAAAGGUAUAUGGACGUCGUCCAACUGACAGUAUCAGUUGGGGAUUAAGAUUAUUAGGAUUUGCUACUUUAGCACAAUGUGCAUUAAAAAUUUGGCAGGACAGUGGCAAUGAGAAUUAUAGCGAGAAAUAUAUAACAUUUAAUGAGAAAACCAGAACUUGUCAAUUGUGUCUUGAAAGAGAAUCAACAACCACUACCCCUUGUGGUCAUUUGUUUUGUUGGUUCUGUAUUGCAGACUGGUUAAAUUGCAAAUCCCACUGUCCUCUGUGCAGAGAGCACAUUACAUCAUCCAGAAUUGUAUACGUGUUGAAUUUAUAAUUUUUUUUUAAAAAUGUAAUCAGUCUUUUACUUAAAUAGUUAAUAAAUUAAGGGGUAAAUGAUCCACUAGAAUUAUUUCAUACAUUUUAACAUUCUUA
This is a messenger RNA of Nomia melanderi (Alkali bee), 1494 nucleotides long. RefSeq names its product peroxisomal biogenesis factor 10 (gene Pex10). Gene Ontology annotation, cellular component: peroxisomal membrane. Gene Ontology annotation, biological process: protein import into peroxisome matrix. Gene Ontology annotation, molecular function: zinc ion binding. NCBI's taxonomy places the organism in Eukaryota, Metazoa, Arthropoda, Insecta, Hymenoptera, Halictidae. The record is from RefSeq and is a predicted model, not a curated record.